Messenger RNA from Letharia columbiana, 738 nucleotides. RefSeq lists its product as uncharacterized. The transcript has a single exon. The coding region runs from base 1 to 738 and encodes 245 amino acids. NCBI's taxonomy places the organism in Eukaryota, Fungi, Ascomycota, Lecanoromycetes, Lecanorales, Parmeliaceae. The record is from RefSeq and is a predicted model, not a curated record.
AUGCCCUGCAGCUACUUUUUCUUCCGGUUUGGAGACCACACCAAACGCUCACCAAAUGCUCUCCUACGAUCACUUGCGUAUCAUGUGUCGCAGCAGCUGCCAGACUUCAGGAGAAAACUCAGUGACCUCCACGAUCAUGGCGUGAGGCUCGAAAAGUCUGAUGCUCGAACUAUAUUGAACAGAGUCUUUGUGGGAGGUAUGUUUAAGAUGGAUCUGCAGGUACCUUUGUACUGGGUCGUCGAUGCUUUGGACGACUCAGAUCCUUACCAGACUUUGUUGAAAAUCUUUGCUGGGAUUUCGAAGGCUGCCAUUCCUGUACAUCUUCUUCUGCUUAGCCGGUACACGGAGAAUCUCUCCCUGGCCUUUGGUCGCAUUGAAGGCGUCGUCAACUUCCGGGGUAAAGCGUUCGAAGCCCAGGAGAGCGACAUCCACCAUUUCGUGCGCAAAGAGCUCCGGUAUCUGCGCGGCACCGAGAUUUUAAAGCAGAGAGUGCUGAAGAGAGUUCUCCAAAGAGCUUCCGGGAAUUUUUUAUGGGUUACCCGGGCCAUGCAAGAGAUUAUGAAGUGCUUCACCGAGGAAGCAGUUGAGAAAACCCUGAACGAGAUACCCUCGGGAAUGGAGCCGCUCUACCAACGUAUGGAAAUGAACAUAGCCCGAGACCUUAGAGAGGGGGACAAGGAUUUGGCCAAGCAUAUCUUGACUUGGGCAGCUUGCGCGAGACGCGCUAUCUCUUCUUGA